CGGCCGUAAAAAGUCGAGUCGAAUGGUUUUUAUUGGACGGACAAACCACUACUUGACGUCUCUACAAGGUUCGUGUCGGCACACGUGCUGCCAUCUCUCAGAAUGUGUCCAAACACGCAUGAGUCAUCGGCGACGACAGUGCGCCGACCGUACGCAGCUCUGGAUACGUCUCAUGCUGCUCCGAUACACGCCCAAAGUGUUGCGUCGUAACCUGUUUAAUUUUUUUUUUGCUACUCCAGAGAUAAAAAAGGCCACGAGGAAUAUAGAGUCGUGCUCGAUUCAGUGUAAAGGGAAGAUGAUACAGGAAAUUGAUGUAAGACGUCGCCUUUCUUCAAUAUCGUUGAGGCGUCAGAUCCUUGAAGCGGGAACGACACGCCGACGUGUAAAGUGGUCGGGUCACCGCGGCGGAGAGAAGACCCCCGGUCCCGGGUCAGAAUGUGAGUGUCGGUGCCCCCCGGGGUGUCGGCCAGCGCGGUGGGUUCGGUGGUGGGUCCGGGUGAGCUCGUUGGUUCAGCUCCGGGUGCCGAGCCAUGGGUGAGCCCGCGACCGCCGACACGUGGUCCGCCUGGUUCCUGGACGCGAUCCGCAAGAUCCGCAGCCAGAAGCAGCGGCCCAGCGUCGAGCGGAUAUGCCACGCGAUUCGGCAGCACCACAACUACCACGAGGAGGAGAUCGCCGAGCACCUGGAGGUGGCGGUGAGGCGUGGCGACGUCCUCAAGAUCUUCAACAAGGGCCAGUCCUCCUACAAGGACCCGGGCGGCCUUCAGUCCCGGCCGCUCAAGGUCACCAGGACCGCGGACCUCAGCAAGGUCUUCGGGAAGGCGGUGCGCGAGCUCGGCGAACGCGACGGCUCCACCAUCCGGAGCAUCGAGCGGUACAUCAGGCAGAGCCACACCGUCGAGGAGGAGGCCGAGGGCGACCUGCGCACCGCCCUCCGGCUCUCCGCUAAGCGGGCCGUCGACCGCGGAUUCGUUCUCCAAGAUGGCCGCCUCUUCCGCCAGCCCGACCGGCCGCCCAACCUCUCCAAGAAGCUCGGCGACCCCGCACACCACCAUGGCUCGCGCGAAAACGCUGAGCCUCCGGCCCCUAAGCUACCAGCACCGCUGCCGAUAUGCAGGGAGUGUCUGGGGGCGACGAUGGCCAGCAACAACAACAACACGAAGCGCACCACCGCCGAGAAGCUGAGCAGAUGCAGCUUGUGCGGCGCCGCGCUGCACAACUCGUGCGCGCCGCCGGAGCUUUCGCUCCUGGUUGACCGUGGCGCCACCUGGUCGUGCGACGACUGCUCCCCCACGUGCGCGGGCUGCCAACUAGAGCGGGAGUCCCAGAACUACCUGGUCAAGUGCGCCGGGUGCGUCAAGUGCUACCACCCGACCUGCCUUGACCCCGCGGUGGACAAGAAGAGCAAGGCCCCAUGGCGGUGUCGACACUGCCAGACGGCGCACCACCCUUCCUCGAGCAGGGAGGACGGGAAGAGGCACAAGUCCCAGGACACCUCCCCCCAGUCCGACGGGACGCUCACGAGCGCCAGGAAACGGCUGAGCAAGAUCCGAGAGAACAGAAAAUCGGCAGCGUCCAGAAAGAGCCUGACGGUGUCCAUCCCGGGAAAGAAGGGCAGCACGGCGGUGGCUCAGGUGGACAGCAGCUCGGACGGUAAUGCGGGUGUUGUCUCCCCUCGUCAGCCGGCCUUAAACUCCCCUUCCUUACCGCACCCCCCCGUCCCGCAGUUAGGCCAGGGUAGGCUGCUAGAGGAGAAGAACGACCGGAUCUCGAAGGAGAAGCAGAAGUUCUUUAGGUUGAGCGCGUUCAACGCGGAGCACAGCAAGCUGAGGCGAGCGGCGGGCGUCGGUGAGAAGUCGUCGGGGCCGCUCGGCGCGAGUCCCGGGCCAGGUCGAGGCGCCGACGCCCCCAGGAGAGCAGCGCCCUCCGGCGGCCGGCGAGUUCCGGCUUUCUCCGCCGGGAGCAGCACCAGUGCCGGCAGCAGCGCCGCCAGCAGCGAGGCAAGCAACGACUCGGAGACCUCGGAACCGAGCGAGACCUCCGAGGAGGAGGAGGAGCAGGAGGAGGAGGAGGACGAGGAGGAGACCUCGAGCGAGUCGAGCGAGUCCUCGUCCUCGUCCUCGGACGAGGGAGAGGCCCGGGAGCCCGCGAAGCCCGCGGGCCCUUUCUCCUGCGACCUUAGCGAGGACAAGCCCUGGGGCUUCGCCGCUGCCGCCGCCAAGCUCAACGUCGAGUCGCCCUUCUUCUGCAACAUCACCGGCAUCUUCGGGGCGCCCCUGCCGAAGCUCGACCUGACGAACAAGCCGACCUUCGGGCUGCACAUCCAACCCGCGGCAAGUCCUAGGGACGGGAAGAAGUCGGAGAGGAGCGCGCCCGCCGGCACUGAGAAGUGCAGACCUGGUGCCGGCCAGCUCAGGGGCCUUUUCGACGGUCUCAGCCACUUCUUUUCAGCCCCCACCCACACGAGGGCGCGAUCUGGCGCUCAGGCGCCGAACUACGCGCCGGAUCGCAGGAAACGACCCCUUGGCGAGGAGGGGGCCAACCAGGAGCGGGCUAAGUCGCUGCGAACCGGCCACCACAGGGGCAAGCGAGACGAGUCGCCCGAUGAGGGCAGCUGCUCCAGAGAGAGGAAGAGAAGCCUGGCAGAGGAGUCCCCCAGGGUCCCUAGGCCUGGUAUCUUCGUGCCCUCUGACGAGUGCCUCUACGGACCCGGGGCCGAAAGAGCCACGAAGAUGACCCCCUCGAACCUCGUCAAGACCGCUGUCAAUACCAAACGACACGAGCAGGAGAGGAGAAAACGCCUGAAAGGCGUCGACGAUGCGCCUCUGGUGAAGUGCGCCUCCACCGCGACGUCCCCUGGCUCCGGAUUGGCCAGGCACGAGUCGCUCGCGAAGAAGAACGCCGAGGCACCCCGGUCGCGCCACCCUGAGCCUGACUUUCCGACCUCGCCGACCCCCCUUGGCCAAUCCAGCCCCGUCGUCUCUAAUUCCUCCCCCAAAUCCAACCCUCGAGCCUGUACUAGCGCCACCACCACCAACACCACCACGACACCCCGCGCGACACCCUGCUCCAACAGGAAGGACGAACCCAUGGUGCCUCAAACGUUACCCCCGGGAGUUACCCAGAAGGACGUGGACCUCUUCCGAGAGGCGAGAGACCGGGCCAACCGGCUCACCGUCGACGCCGACGAGGGCGUCCUCUCGGUGAGUCCUGGUGGCAGCGGACCCGGAGCCGGAACGAGAAACCCCGCGGCCAUCGUCUUUGGCCGCUACGAGGUCGACACCUGGUACUCGAGCCCGUUCCCCCAGGAGUACGCGAGGCUCCCCAAGCUUUUCUUCUGCGAGUUCUGCCUCAAGUACACGAAAAGUCGGGCCGUCCUCGACAGGCACAUGGACAAGUGUCAAUGGCGCCAUCCUCCAGCCACCGAGAUUUACCGAUGCAACGGGUUGUCCGUCUUCGAGAUCGACGGUAACGUGAACAAGAUCUAUUGUCAGAACCUGUGUCUCCUGGCGAAGCUCUUCCUCGACCACAAGACCCUGUACUACGACGUAGAACCGUUCCUCUUCUACGCAGUGACGAAGAACGACAAGUACGGCUGCCACUUGAUCGGGUAUUUCAGCAAAGAGAAGCAUUGUCCGGCCCAAAGGUACAACGUCUCCUGCAUCAUGACUUUGCCUCAGUAUCAGAGGCAGGGGUACGGGAGGUUCCUGAUCGAGUUCAGCUACCUACUAUCCAAGGUCGAGGGGAUCCCGGGCACCCCGGAGAAGCCGCUUUCCGAUCUUGGUAGAGUUUCAUACCACUCCUUCUGGAAGAGCGUCGUCUUGGAGUACUUCCACGGGCACCGCGACAUCAAGGAGAUCAAGCUGGAGGACAUAACGAAGGAGACGGGGGUGUCGGCGCACGACAUAGGCACUGCGUUGCAAUUGUUGGGCUUCGUCAGGACCGUGGGAACGCAGGGUGAUGGGACCCCAAAGGUAGCCGUGGUCGUAGACUGGACGAAAGUGGACGCACACAUGGCGAGGCUGGAGAAGAGCACCAGGAUCAAGCUGGACCCGGAGUGCCUGAGGUGGAUACCGCUGCUGACACAGAUUCCGAAUCCAUACCAGAGCCCUGAAGAAGGUGGUGAAACCGGGUCCGACACGUCCCCAAUGAUCGACCCUAAGCCCGUCGCGGUGGUGGAGAAGAUCCAGAGGGUGAAGAUAAAGAAGAAGCCCAGAGGCAGGAGACUGGGUCAAAGGAAAAGCUCGCCCCUGAAGCUGAGGACUCCACAGAGGAUUGUGGAGAACAAGAGGGAAACCAGGGAUACCGAGAAAUCCAGUAGGAGCAGCGAGAGGUCGAAGGACCAAGAGAGGGGUAAUCGAGAUGCUACCGAGAAAAAUGGUAAGGAGGCUGAAAAGAGCGGCAAGGAUUCCGAGAAAGCUGCUAAGGAUGAAGAAAAGAAGAACGGGAAGGAUGCCGAUAAAAGCGGCAGGGAUAGGGAGAAGGGUGGAAAGGACGCGGAAAAGGGUAACAAGGAUGCUGAAAAGAGUGGAAAGGAUGCGGCAAAGGAGACCGGAGACGUUGCCGACACGGAGAAUGAGAAGGAGGAAGUGGAGGUUGGGGUCAAGACCACUUCCGGUGCUUCCAGAAGCGCGAGGAGUUGUCAGGGUCCGACCCCGAAGGCGGCCUUGACGAGUACCCCGAAGACGGUCAUUCCUUUGCUGUCCUCGAGGAGGAGAAUCAGGACGCCAAAGGUCCUUGACCUGCCGACCCCGACGCCUCCCAGGAAACGAAAACAUUCCGAAAAGACUGAAAUUGAAGAAAAGGAAGAGAAGGUCGAGAGCGGCAGAAAGCGUACGCGGGAGUCGUUGAGGGAGAAGGAAAGGGAAAAAGAGAGAGAAAGGGAUAAGGAGCGGGAGAGGGAGAAAGAAAAGGAAAAGGCUAAGGAGAAGGAAAGGGAAAAGGCUAAGGAUAAGGAAAAGGUAAAGGAGAAAGUCAAGGAAAAGGAGGAAAAGAAAGAAAAAUCUAAGGAGAAAGAGGACCCGAUGGAGACCCCGAAGAGUCCUCCGACCGAGGCGCCACCUGCUGCAUCUGCGAGCAUCCAGAAGCCUGCUAAGAAGCAGAGCAAAUUGGACGACAUACUGCUCAAGGUUACCAAUCGGCAAACCAAGUACCUGCAGGCGAAACAAGCCAAGGAAUCCAAACUCAUCGAGGAGAACCUGUGCAAUGGCAAGGAGGAGGUGAAGGAGACGAAGAGCACGCCUGUUUCUAGGCGAAGCAGGGCGAAAGCUCCGGUAACCGAGACCUUGAAGAUGCCAGAGUUGAAGCCCGAGUCACCGUCCAAAGACAGAGAAGAGAGCCCGGUGGUCCCACCUCCUAUUUUAUCCUCAACGACUGACGAAACCAAUGCCAAGCCUGCCGAGAAGGCAGCCGAGGCAUCCCCGCCCACGAAGAACGACCCUGAAAAGACUAAAGAGGAAAGUAACGAGACUCCGGCAGUCCAGGCACCAAAUGGUGAAUCGGUCCAAGUCGUCCAAGUAACCAGUGAAGCACCCACCGCGAGUCCAGGAGAAUAUGAAGGUGGUGACGAAGACGAAGGGGAAGAGGAGGUACCAGCUCCUAGGCCUAAAUCCACUCAACAGGCUGUCGGUUCUUCGAGUCCGAAGGAGAAGAAGGAAGAAUCGGACGCUGUGCCUGAAAAGGAAGCUGCGAAGGAGUCGGAGAACCCUGGUACCAAGAAGGCAGAACCCGAGGAGCAGGUGCAGGAGAACGUUCCCCCCGAAUUUCAAGAGAAGUCUGAAACGACCGAAACGCCAGCAAAGGAGCUGGAAACAUUAACGUCAGUUCCAGAGGUCCCUUUGGACAGGGAUAAACAAAAGGACCUAGAAAAGCCAGAGCAGAUUUAUCCUCUGGAGGCCGAACAGGCAGCCGAGGAAAAACGUAAGGAGAGACCGAAGGACUCCCGGGAAGUCCUGAUCCAGCCCAAGAUCGAGAUCUCCUUGCCGUCACCGUGCGAGAAGAAAGAAACACCUACCAUCGUAACCUCUCCCCCUGAGGUGCAGCCCCCAACUCCUCAGGAGAAACCUGGAAUCCUGAUAACCGAACAUCAGGACCACGUGCAGCUGCACGCGCAGCCUGAAGAGAAGCAACACUCUCCCGAAAGUGGAAAGACGACCCCGCACCUGGAGAAUCCGGGCUCAGUGAAAAGGACCCCUCCUUCUCAGCCAGAUCUACCUUCGAUGGGAGUGUACACCCCGGACUCGACGACCAAUUCCGUGCACUCGCUGCACUAUGCCCAGUGCGACCUGGACGUGAGCCAACUGGGCCUGGAGUCGCCAACCUCGAUAGCGAGCGACCUGGCGUCUCAGAACAGCGUCGAGAGGCCUCCCAGCGCCUUACCUUCCAUGCCGACGUCGGUUGCUGUCUCCAUGUCCGCGUCUAUGCAGAUGAGUGUGGCCUCGGGCGGAGUUGCGGUGAACGUUCCCCAACAGGUGCAGUACUCGGAUUGCUCGAUGCCCCAGCAGGCUUCCACCGCCCACGUGGGCAUUCAUCCGAUGCACCAGCCACACACUCCACAGAGUCUGCAGCAGCCGAGGACCCCUCAAUCCCAUACGCCGCAGAGCGUGCCCACGCAGAGUCCUCAGCCGUUACCGCAGUCGCACACGCCGCAACCCAUGCCGCAGAGCCAUACUCCCCAGCCGAUGUCGCAGUCGCACACUCCCCAGAGCAUCCCGACCCAGAGCCCCCAGCCAAUGCCGCAAUCGCACACACCGCAGCCCAUGCCGCAGUCGCACACUCCGCAGCCCAUGCAGUUGUCUUUGGCUGUCCAGCAACAGAACCAGAACGUCGGCCAUAACGCCUCCCAGCAGGCCCAGCAGCAGUCGGGCCACCAGCAGCAGCAACAAUCCAGUCAUCAGCAGCAACAGCAGCAGCAGCAGCAGCAGCAGCAGUCACAAUCGCAUACUGGGAGCAAGAGGGCCAGCGGCUCUCAGACCACCCAUCGCUCCAGAUCCACCCAACAGAGCAGCAGGUCGCAUCGUGGGACUCCACCCACGCCGCACACCCAAAGCUCCCAGCAUCCCAGCACCACCCACGCCGGUCAUGGUUCCCACGGAACUCAUCUCCCUCCCCAGUAUCAGCAAUCUUCUUCUAUGACCGUCCCCCCCGUUCCUCAUCCACAUUCCCACUCGCACGCGGCUCAUUCGCACAACAUGGCGGUCAUCUCCCAGGGGAACUACAUGACCGUCGCCUCUCAGGCCUUCCCCACCCAGAACACCUAUGUCAUCCAGCACCGAGGGAGCAGGUCGGGGGCGCCAACGCCCUGCACCACUGCUACCAACUUCUACAUCCAGACCAGCGCCAUGCCGCCGCACUCGCACUCCGCUGCGCCAUCUUUGUCCGGUUCUGGGAACCACCAGCCCACCAAUUCGUGCAGCCUGGCGAAGCUCCAGCAGAUGACGAACGGAAUAGACAUGAUCCCGCCUACUCCACCCCCGGCGAUGAACCUGACCCCUCCUCCGCCCAUUCCACACACCAUGACCCCGCCGCAGACCUCGAGGCAGCUACCGACUCCGCCACAGAUGCCCCUGGGGUAUGCCAAAAACUAUUACAACGUGAACACCGUGCCCCCCGGCACCCCGGGACCGCCGAGUAGAUCCGCUUCAAGGUCCUCCGCUAAUGCCAACAUGGCGUCGCUCGCCCAGCCCUAUGCCAGCGAGAGUCUUUAUAGGCAAACCCUCGACCCUGGAGGCUCCUGCCCACAGAUGCAGAGCGCCGCUAGUAGGGUUAGCCCCAACGUGGCGCUGAAUACCAACCUGAUGACCGCAACCCCAUAUGGAUACCGUGUCGCCCAACCCGCGACUGGGUAUAUGAACCAGGCAGCCCAACUUGGCGGCUUCAUGAACCAGGCUAGCCAACUACCGGUCGGCGUGGUCAACGUGCCCGCUCCCUACUCCCAGGAUCCGCAUCAGCAGAAUCCUGCCGCGGUUUAUACGACUUAUCACGGAUACAUCAAUGGCGGACUUAUGCAGCCGCUCAACAGCACCAUGAGGCCUCGUUAGUAUUACGAGGAACCGCAUUGUCGGCUGAAAAAGACAGAGACGCCUACGAGUGGCGUUUUGUAAAGCGCUUUUUAGGGAAGAUACGACUCGGUGUGGUGGUUGAAUGCACUCGGGUUUUGUGGUGGCACCACUGUAACCCGCGAUGCGUCGCAAGCUUGUGGGUUUGUGAUGAAAAGUGGGUGGACGAAGUUUUCGACCCUCGUCGGAUAGAAUUUCGCGACGGAUUGGAAGUAACGGGGUUUACGACUUCGAGCUCGUCGGCACUAUUCCAUGGAAAGGAUAGUGACCAGUGCUUCGCCCUUACGUCGGACUUGCGAUUCCUUCAGAGAAUCGCAGACUACGGGCAUUCGUGCCAUGCAAACAUUGUCCUUUGAAGUUGUCGAGUUAAGAGUGCCGGGGGAGACAUUGGCGUAGUCGAGGUGCACGUUCUAUCCGAAUCUAAUCAAUUGUGAAAAUAAUGAAAUGUAAAUUGUGUUACAUAAACUUAUAUUAAGCUCCGGACGAGCUUGCGGAUACUUGAUAGAGAGAACGAUGGUACCUCAGUCAGAGUGUAUUAGGUUGUUCAACAUGAAGUUGCCGAUUUAAUAACGAUUGUUGAACAACUUAAUAAAUUGCGCCGUUGUUGACGCGUUGCGCUUCUCGGUCUGCACGUCUUAGGGCCCGUUUACAUGGCGCGUUUUCGAACGCGGGUUAGACAAUGCAAUGGCAUUGUUGUGAUGCGCGUGUUGCAUUGAAUAUGUGAACGGGCUCUUAUUCGACAACUUCAGGGCACUUCCACGAAUAGUACACGCGUUCGUUCUGAGCGGCGCUAAUGUUACCGAUCCGUCGGUAAUGCCCUCCAAAGAUCGAGUCGAGCCUUUGUUCGGCGUGCUUCGUCGACUAUCAAGAGACAAAGAGAGAACUUCCUUGACACUUAGCUUCCGACACAUGUUCCGAGAGCGACCCGCUCCCAUAGACUUGCCGAUUCGAAUAGUCUUCUCUUUAGUGUACUCCAACUCUCCAGUAUUUGACCGACCGUCUCCGCCGUUAAAGACACAUCUUCCUCGUUGAACGCAAACUCAAUUGCAAAUGCAAAGAAUGAAUCAUGUAUAAUGCAUGUAGGCAAGCACGAGCGCGCGUUUGGCUCGUUUUCAAUGUUACGUCUUCGCGCAUGCCUGCGCUCGAGGUUAUCCCAUCUUCACUUUGCACUUUCGAUGGUUGUGAACUUAAACUUCGGUUAUUUCGUUGAAUGAGAUUGAAUAUGGUGACCUGGAAGUAGGAGUAUCGUGGGAUCUUCUGAUUAAGAUAGGGAAAAUGGAUUGUGGUAUUUUGUACAACUGUCCAUUUUUGUGAAAUUCAAACUAGGGUGACAUGCAACCGUGGAUCUAUGAAAAACGGAUGAAAGACUUUGACUGUAUAGGUGUAGACUGCGGAGCUGUUGUUUUGAAAUAAUUUACAAUGAAGAAAAACACUGUCUUACUUGCAUAACGGUUUGCACAAUCGUAAAAAUUUAAAGUGUAUAGGUACUUUCAACCUCUUACGCAGUUCAAAAUGGCGCCUAACGUUUGUCUAUUUUCAAAGCUCCGCUUAUCGGCACCGUUAUGCGACACAUGUGUAGAGACCUUUACCGACAUUCGCAAUGUUUAUGUUCCUUAAAACAAUAUCCACUACUCUUUACUAUCUUACACCUUUUGACACCUGUUGUAUUGUACCUCAAAAAGUCGGCGCUGUUCACAAAUGUGAGAUUUCGUCUGUUUCGUAGCAACGUAAGAUGGCCGCCGUAGUCCCCUCAUCUAAAAUCUCACGUUAUGCUCCUCCAUCCGUUUCUUCAUAGACCCGUGCAUAGAACGCAUAUGAUGUAACGAGACGAAUUAAGUUCCUUUGUAUUUGCGUUCGACGAGGGUGACCGACUCUUGAUCGAAUUUCUUUUUGUUUCCAAACCGAGCGCAACCGAACGAAGUACCGGCUCGCUGCGAGCAAAUCUUAAGGGUACAACCGGGAGCCUAUCCUCCACGAAGAUGGCUCCUCAAGGCAUGGGUUCUCAACUUGUGCAUUUAAUUAAGAGCGAGAGAUAGACACACACCCUCUACCUUGAAGACUCGGCCACGAGUCAAAAGGUAGCCGUUUCCCCCGGGAAUAUCCCGAAGGUGUAUGCACCCCGCAUACCCGUUCGGUAAUAAGCGAAUACGUAUUUUUCGUAGGGCAUUCCCCCAACCCGACCCCGUGAUCCCCCCUCCC
This is a messenger RNA of Orussus abietinus, 10256 nucleotides long. It is a transcript of the gene enok, whose product is annotated as histone acetyltransferase KAT6A. Gene Ontology annotation, molecular function: DNA binding; histone acetyltransferase activity. Gene Ontology annotation, biological process: regulation of DNA-templated transcription; nucleosome assembly. The record is from RefSeq and is a predicted model, not a curated record. The coding region runs from base 531 to 8039 and encodes 2502 amino acids. Lineage: Eukaryota; Metazoa; Arthropoda; Insecta; Hymenoptera; Orussidae. The transcript is spliced from 6 exons. Gene Ontology annotation, cellular component: nucleosome; MOZ/MORF histone acetyltransferase complex.